ACCGUGACGCGCUCCGCAUUCCCUGUUCCGUGCAAACACAUAGGGCCAAGGGAACUAGGGAAGUCUGGGCUCCUAUCAGCCUGUGAAGAAUAAUGGAAGCAGAUUUCUGAAGUUCUUGGAGUUCCAUAUAAGGGCGCAUCCUCCGAUUAGAAGAAGUUGAUGAUUAUUGAUUUAGCAGUAUCAGUGGUAGGCAUCGAGAGCAAAUGGAACAAAACGGUGCGCACAACGUCAAUGGCGGCAGCAAUAGCAGGGAAGAACAGGAGGAGGCUUUGGUUGCUCUGAUUGAUCAUCGUACCCGUGAAGUUAAAAAUCUCCGUCAACGCAUCGCCUAUUACACAUCUCAGCUUGAGGAAGCAGAGAAGAGGUUGCAAGAUUCUGAAUCCAAAUUGGCCCGCCUUCAAGGCCAUCCUGAUGUGGUAUCAGGUACAAGUUCCUUAGGUGGAGGAACUAAAUCUGUGAAGAUGGAGCACAGGUCAAACAGUCCCAUUCAUAGAAAUGAAAUUUUGUCCAAAAACCAGCAUCAGUCUAAGCCAGAACUUCUUGUUCCUGCUGUUACUCCGAAAAUUUCACAACCUAAAUUGUUGCCAGGGUCUUCUGCAAAAGCUUCAAUAAGUUCCAAUUUUCAAGCCAGUCCGUCAGUAUCUACACAUUCAGUUAUUGCUUCUAGAGUAAAAACUAAUGAGUCUCAACGACUUUCUACUAAACAGGAAGAUGUUAAGAGCAAGGAAAAAGGGACGAAAAGGAAGUUUGAACAAAAAGAACACAAGGAGUUGAUUCCUUCAAUCCGUACAAAUUCUUCACCGUGUUUAAUACACUGUCAAGCAAGCACCCAUAUCUCAAGUCAGCACAAGAGGAAAUUGCGGAGUCUUGCUUUGUGUCCAGUGAACGAUCAGCUUUUUGUGACUAGUUCUUUGGAUGGAGUGGUCAAUUUGUGGCAAGUUCAAGCAAGAGGUUCAGGAGCCUCUGUGCUUAGUUCAACUAAUUGUGCAUCCUCGAAGCAGAGGAGAUGGCCAGAAGAUAUAGCUUGGCACCCUGAGGGAAAUAGCAUAUUUUCAGUUUACAGUGCUGAUGGUGGGGACUCGCAAAUUUCAGUUUUGGAUCUGAAUAAAAAACAAGGGAAAGACCGUGUAAAUUACUUAGAGGAGAGGCCUCAUGUUAAGGGUAUUAUCAAUAACAUUGUUUUCAUGCCUUGGGAAAACAUCUGUUUUGUGACUGGGGGAAGUGACCACGCUGUUAUGCUUUGGAGUGAGAAGGAUGGUGAGAACAAAUGGAAGCCAAAAGCAUUGCACAGAAAUCUCCAUUCUUCUGCUGUUAUGGGGGUUGCUGGUUUGCAGCAGAAGCAGGUUGUGUUGUCUGUUGGUGCAGACAAGAGAAUUUUUGGGUAUGAUGCUCAUAUAGGGAGAGCAGAUUACAGGCAUCAGGUUGAUAGUAAAUGCAUGAGCGUACUGCCAAAUCCAUGUGAUUUUAAUUUAUUCAUGGUACAAACUGGGACACCAGAGAGGCAGCUUCGACUAUAUGAUAUCAGAUUGAGGCAGACGGAACUUCAUACUUUUGGAUGGAAGCAAGAAAGCAGUGAAUCUCAGUCAGCUCUGAUAAAUCAGGCUUGGUCUCCUGACGGCCUGUAUAUAACAUCUGGUUCAGCAGAUCCCGUGAUUCACAUCUUUGAUAUUAGAUAUAAUGCUCACAAACCCCCCCAAUCCGUAAGAGCUCAUCAGAAACGAGUCUUCAAAGCUGUGUGGCUUCAGUCUAUUCCACUUCUCGUUUCCAUGUCAUCUGAUCUCAACAUUGGUUUACACAAAGUUAUGUAGAACAUCUAGCCAAUGACUAGUCAUGCCUAGGAAGCUCCUCUAUUUUGUUGGUGCUGAUUGCCGAUUCAAUUGUAUUUCCACGGAAAUGUAAGCUUUUAUUUUGUUUCCCAUCGGAGAGCAUUUAAUUUAUGGGCUUGCACUAGAUCGCGGAGGAUUUGAUGGGACAAUGGCUUCAAGAAAUUUAAGAAAGGGCAUAAUCAUCUUCCAUUUA
Prosopis cineraria is the source of this 2019-nucleotide messenger RNA. RefSeq lists its product as uncharacterized. The coding region runs from base 204 to 1808 and encodes 534 amino acids. NCBI's taxonomy places the organism in Eukaryota, Viridiplantae, Streptophyta, Magnoliopsida, Fabales, Fabaceae. The record is from RefSeq and is a predicted model, not a curated record. Gene Ontology annotation, molecular function: protein binding. The transcript has 7 exons.